GGGGGCUGCCUCGGCCACUGCCCGCUCUGCCUCAGCCGCCGUUGACGGUGUGUGCCUGUGUCCUGCCCGGGGGUGGCGCGGGACAUGGCGAGCUCGACUAAUACAAACCCCGUGCCUAAACUGUAUAGGUCUGUGAUUGAAGAUGUCAUUAAUGAUGUCCGAGAAGUCUUUCUGAAUGAUAGUGUUGAUGAGCAAGUCCUUGUGGAACUGAAAACACUGUGGGAAAAUAAGCUGCUGCAGUCCAAGGCUGUAGAUGGAUUUCAUUCAGAGGAACAGCAGCUUUUGUUGCAAGUUCAGCAGCAUCAGCAACAACAGCAACAGCAGCAGCAUUCCCAUCAUCAUCAUCAUCACCACCCGCAACCACAGCCACAGCCGACAGUUCAGCAGCAGUCCCAGGCACAACAAGUCCUUAUUCCUGCAACACAGCAAGCACCUCAACAACAAGUUAUUGUGCCUGAUUCCAAGUUAAUACAGCACAUGAGCGCAUCAAGCAUGAGCGCUGCUGCUACUGCAGCUACCUUGGCUUUGCCUGCUGGUGUUACUCCAGUUCAACAAAUACUCACAAAUUCAGGCCAAAUCCUACAGGUGGUUAGAACUGCCAAUGGAGCUCAAUACAUCAUUCAGCCCCAGCAGCAAGUGGUUCUACAGCAACAGGUUAUACCACAGAUGCAACCUGGUGGGGUUCAGUCUCCUGUUAUUCAGCAAGUUUUGGCUCCCAUUCCUGGAGGGAUCUCACAGCAGACAGGAGUGAUUAUUCAGCCCCAGCAGAUCUUAUUUACCGGAAACAAAACCCAGGUCAUACCUACAACAGUGGCUGCACCUACACCAGCACAAGCACAGAUUUCUGCAGCAAGUCAGCAACAACCUCAGCAACAGCCAACACAACCACAGGCACCAUUAGUGCUGCAGGUGGAUGGAGCAGGUGACACAUCAUCUGAAGAAGAUGAGGAGGAGGAGGAAGAUUAUGAUGAUGAUGAAGAGGAGGACAAAGAAAAGGAUGGAGGUGAAGAUGGCCAAGUUGAAGAGGAGCCUCUCAAUAGUGAAGAUGAUGUGAGUGAUGAAGAAGGACAGGAACUAUUUGACACUGAGAAUGUUGUUGUGUGCCAGUAUGACAAGAUUCAUAGAAGUAAGAACAAAUGGAAGUUUCACCUCAAAGAUGGAAUCAUGAAUCUUAAUGGAAGAGAUUAUGUAUUUUCCAAAGCCAUUGGAGAUGCAGAAUGGUGAAAUUCCUUACACAAAACAAACUCAAAGUGAAAGCAGGAAAGGUUGAGACUUGGAUAUACGCUUCAACAAAAAUCUGUAUCUGGACACCACAAAGGAUUAGUAGAACCAAGACUACUAGGACAAAGAAAUAGCAUGGCGAUAUUGACACUACUUCAAAUGGGAAAGCUGAGGCAUUGGUGCAGCUAGCUAUGCCCGAAAGCUGGUUUUGUAUUAAUACCUUAAUUAACCACUUCUACCUAUAGAUAAAGGUAACUAGCAUGUAAUGCUUAAUCUCCCCUUCCACUGAUUUGAAGGAACUCUCCUUUUUUGGUAACAGUACUAUGGAAAAAGCUUAGCGUGUCUUUGUGUAUAAAUUGUACUGAACCAUUCCCUUUGGGAGUGGGGGUUGGUAAGAAUCUUGCUUAAACUGUUGGCAAAUUUCUAACCAAUUGGUAAAAAAUGAGGCAUUGAGUUCGAACUACCUUGUAUGAGUAAACUAUUUUUAAAUCUCUUGUGCUGGGUCAUGCAUAAUUUUAUCUACGGUUUUGGGCCUUUUAUAAACAUUUUGAUCCUGGUACCAAAAGAUCUCAUUUGUAUUUUAAAUGUAAUAAUUCAAAAAAAUUCUUUUAAAAGGAUGCUGUGCUUUAAAGGGGCCUGAAGAUGGAAGCUGUGUGAUUCUAAUGUCUCAGUCCCCGUUUUCUUUCAAAAGGUCCUUUUAAAGCAAGAUUGAACAAAGUUAGCAGUCUGUGUGCUGAAUUAUUGCUAGUCAGAAAUCAAUCUUUUAAAAAUUCUACUGGCUAACAAUGUGUAUUCCCACUGCCAAGUGAAAUAUGCACUGCUGGUGAUGAUAUCAGAAGUUGUAGGUGACUAUGCACUUUGGUGUACUGCAUUGAAAGAGCUUCCAGUUUUCCUUUCAGUAAUUAACAAUAAUAAUUUUGACUUGGUGGUGGAACAAAAUCGCACUAGCUCUAAUAAUUCAAAAAGUAAUAAUUUUAAUAGCAAGAAGUUGCUGUUGAAGAUAAAUUUCUCUCUGUAGCAUGUCUUUUGGAAAUCAGGCUUUCCGGAACACAGCUCUCUUCACAGUCGGGGCAGAGGCUGGAAUGCAGCCAUAUUAAGGGAAACAGGCAGCACCGGAUGGUUUAUCAUUGCAAGAUAGAUCUGUAUUCAUGCCAGCCAGUCAGGUGAAAAGCAGUGAAAUCAGGAAAGGGCGAGUUCACACAUGGGGACUAUGAUAGUAGCAGAUACCCGCUUGUUCUGUUUCUAAUAUUUUCAUUCUUGCGGAAAAUGAAAGUUUUUUAUUAACCAAAAUUACAAGUGCAUUUAAUCAGCACUAAGUACUAGUUCUUCUCUUCUCCUCCCAAACUAUUUUCUUUGCAUUUCGAUACAAAUGUACCAGUUGUUUCUGUUUGCAGCAAAAGCCUAGUACAUUGCAAUGAGCAAUUAGGUUAUUCUACACCUAAGGUGUCGCUAAAGCUGGCCAAAUUUGUUGAUUCUGUUGUAUAGUGACAUUUGUAAAGCAUCUGAAUUUUGUAAUGCAUAAACAUCAUUAGAACUUUCACUUUCUGGUCAUCUUCAUUGCUUUCUGAAUCUGCAAACCCAUUUGGGUGCGGUUUUGGCUCUGGGCUUGAAGAUGUGUGUAAGUAGUUUUAUUCCCUAUGGGUAAAAUCAAAGCCCUGCUUCAAGGAGACCCAUUCAUUUCAAUGGGUCUACUCUAAGUAGGAUUUAAGUUGGAUUUUAUCCAGUGUAUAAAAAAUGUACGUUUAAAAGAAACACACACCACUACUUUACAUGCCAUGUUUGUGACUACAUUGAGAUCAAUUGUCAUUUUCCCUUGCAUCCUUAUGUAUCUUGUGGCCUGUUCACAGUAUAUCAUAGACUUCGAGCUUGAUUUAAUACAGAUGUAAAACAGAAAUACUGCACUGUGAAGUCCAAAUAGGCUACAGUUUUCUAUUCAUUACUGGAACCCAAAUACUGUACAAAUGAUUUAGCAUUGUGUACAUAAUGGGCACUGAAUAGCUGCUUGUCUGUAGCCUUUUUACUCAUUUUAGAGGAUACCACAGCUUUAAAAGUGACUUAAAGAUAUGUCUAUAUGGAAGCAAGCUUGGUGUCUUGCAAAUUAAUUAUGGAUAUGCUUUGGUUGAUGAGGGUGUUAACAAAAGGACCUGUGAAGUACUUCUGAAAGCCAGUCACAUACCAAACUUGUGCUCUUACUUGCUUCAUCAAGUGUUCCUUUUUAAAUCAAAAAGCAUGUUUUUAAUUUCAUUUUAUUGUAGCAGCUUGCUGUAAGAAUAUAGUUUGCUUACACUUAUUAUUGUACUUGAAUUUUAAUCAUGGUUUUAACAAUGUAACUGAACAAACCAUUUUGUUAGGUUUCCAUUGAAAUCAUUCCUUUUGGGAGGUCAAGGAAUUCCCAUGGUUAGUCCUUAAGCUUAUGUAGAGUUGAUUUCUUUUCUUUUAUCCAUUGACUUAGACGUGGAAUUAGUUUCCAUUUAAAUAGUUCAGUAUCUACUUUUCAAGCAAUUAACGGUUUGCAAGAAGGGCUUAUGUUUAGAUUUGCACAGAUAACAGGAGCACCUUUUAACUUUAAGAUGAAGAAAGCAACUUUUAAAUGUUUUGAUCAGGCUAAGGGGAGAUUUACAAAGUAAAUACACAAAGGUGAGAGUCUUGUGCCUUUGCAAUCUUCAGAUAUUCCUACUUUGCGUUAAGCGAUAUCUAGGACCAUUGGAUUCCUUUGGUUUCCUACAGAGCUUCAGUUGUAACUUAACAUUUUAAGUCUAAUCUUACUGGCUUUCUAGAACGUGCAAUCAUUCGAACCAUCUACAUUAAAUGUCUUUUAAGAAGGUUUUAGAUACUGUCACAAAGAACUUUAUAUUGGACUAUUUAAUUUUUAUGUGUAAGGUGUUGCCCCCAGCCCCCCAGCUAUCUAGAGGCAUCCAAGUUUCCAUCUCCCUUGCUCCUUUGUGUUUUAUCAGUCAUCUCCCUGGAAAUUAAUCAUGAUUUCACAAACAAAAAUAUUGUGCUGUUUUCUCAAGGGGAUGAAACUUGUGAUUGAAGCACAGUUGCUAGAAAAAGCAAAGAACAUGUAGCAAUUGAUAUAACCAGACUGGCAGAAAUGUCAUUUUUAAAAUAGUGUUAACACCACAAGGUUUUUCAUUUAUGGUCUAUUUACAUCAAACAGCAAUAAUGUCCCUAUCAAAUUACUAUAUAAUACAAAUCUGUAGUUCCAGUGCAGGAGGAAAAAAUAGCCUUUUAACAUGCUUGCAAUGACAUUUCCUCUCAAAGAAGUUACCUUUCAUCACGGGUUUUUGCAAAAAUCAAGUAUGAUUAGCAAGUUGGUUCACUGUAGCAGACUUUUCUUUUCUGUAUUUUUGGAAAACCCUAGGAUCUCUUGAGUGUUUAUUUUCCUGGAUUUUAAAGUGGAUCAAUGCUGUUGAGAAAUCCAGCACUUUGCUUGCGUAUGACAAGGCUUAUUAUGAUCUCAAUAUGAAUGUUAAAAAUGGCAAAGGAUAACUUUUUUGAGUGGAAGAAUAAUUGCAGGCCAGCCACGUGAAAGAACAUCACAUACAUUUGCUCUUGCGUGCCUAGGGUACCAAAACAAUUUAGGGGAGUGGGAAAUAUCCUUAGUUGCUGUUCUGAGCUACUAUUGUCAACUGCUGUUGUACAUAUACUGUUAUGUGUAAGGGGGGGGGGGGGUAAAUAUAUUUAUUAUGUUUGUAAAAUUCAAUCUGUACAAUUGAAGAUCAAGGAUGCUCUUCCUGGGAUGUACAGGAUGUGUUUCAAAGGCCAUGCUUGGAAUACAAUUAGAAAACUUAGUAUUUUGAUGUACUAAGACCUAUUUUAAGUUUAAUAUUUUGCCUUUGCAAAAAAAUUAAUUAAAGAUGUUAUUUAAAAUAAGCUUGCCACUUUUAUUUACUAUUUUGUGUAUUAAAAAUACUUUCAUGUGUAA
Messenger RNA from Elgaria multicarinata webbii, 5149 nucleotides. RefSeq names its product general transcription factor IIA subunit 1 (gene GTF2A1). Bases 85 to 1224 code for a protein of 379 amino acids. Gene Ontology annotation, cellular component: transcription factor TFIIA complex. NCBI's taxonomy places the organism in Eukaryota, Metazoa, Chordata, Lepidosauria, Squamata, Anguidae. The transcript is spliced from 9 exons. The record is from RefSeq and is a predicted model, not a curated record. Gene Ontology annotation, biological process: transcription initiation at RNA polymerase II promoter; transcription by RNA polymerase II.